GUCAGAUUUUGAGUGGGUACUCGAAAGUUGCUGGUUUUGCGGUUGUGUUGGCUUGUCAUUUGAAUAUUCUAAUUCCCUGUCAUAUGCUCAUUACUUAUCCCACAUAUUUGGUAAAUAUUUGUCAACAUUAAUACAGUAUUCAAUCCAAAUACAUGUUCAAUGGAUUCGAGAUUGAAAUUAAUAGAUGAUAAAGAGAAUAACGAUGAGCUGUCACUAUACGUUGAGCAAGCGAUUCGUAGCAGUUCAAUAAUGUCCAAAGCUCCAAUUGUACAAUUUACAAAUAAAGCUUAUAGUCUAGCACCAUUUACUGGUGUUUACUAUUAUAAAGUUUGGGUGUCUGAAGAACCAUCAAACAGAUCACGCCAUCAACCUUAUAAAGUUGUCACAACAAAUUCGAUUCAGAAAGUUUAUGUCACCACUAUGCGUGUAUGGCCCAUUACGUUUUCUUUCAGACCACCAGUAACACCUAUGGAUUUCUGGAUUCGAAUAACACCACUGUUUUCGUAUGGGGAAAAGUGUGGAGAGGUCGUCCAAAGAUGCAAAAAACAUGAGACGCAGUCGUCAUUUAGUAGCUACAUGUUGAGGGGAAAAUCGUUUGUCGAAGUUCUGGGAGGGAGUUCGGAGUAUGUGUUAGGUAGCACUCUUUUGAACUGCCCACGUGAUCAAAUCACUGUUUGUACACCUAUCGAUCUACUCCAACUUCUUCAUUCUAAAUCAGAGGCUCCACCCAAUACUUCUGAUUCAGAUAUUUCCUUAUUACCAGAAGUAAGAGGAGUUUUGUACUGUAGACUUAGCUGUUACAACAGUUGUUUUGGUUCAACAACUAGAAAUGAAGUUGAAUUGGUUAUAACUCUCGAGGCGAAGAACAGUGAAUCGGUGAAUCGAGAAAAUUUCGUAAUUCUUGGCCUUGCCAAAAUACGUGUUCGUUGUUGCUCUUGUCCGACACGAGACGCAAAGUCUGAUCACAAGCUUUUAGCCAAUACUUCAGGAUCGAGUUCUACUGGAAUAAGUUCUAGGAGAUUAUCGCUUAGUUUAUCUGAUCAUUCUAAUAUUCGAAUAAGUAGUGAAAGUUCAAAUACACGAAAUGGUUGUUCCAGUAAAAUACGAAGAGUUGAAAGUGAUGACUGUCAAGAGCCAUAUCCAUCUAUAAUUCUCAACGGCAUUAAAUAUUUCAUUACCAUGACUGAUGAUCCAGAAGUAAAGUUGGCAAAUACCAAACUGAGAGAUUUAUCAGCCUCUGUGUCUGAACGAUGGAGACAUUAUCGUUCUCGACGUCGUGAACUGAAACAUAUUAAAAAGUUUUAUCGAAAUUUGGAACGUCGUGUUAUUGAAUGUACCGUUAAAGAGUUAUCGAGAAAAGAAAAUGAUUGUAUUUCAUCUCAAGGAUCUCAAAAGAGCACAAGUUCAACUUCAUCUACAGCUGAUAAGUCUAUUGGUACGGAUAACUGAAUACAGAUACAAUGGUGAAUGGAAUUCAUUUAUACCUCAUCCGGUGAAACAUGACUUGCCAUAACUAUGACAAUCAGUAUUAUUUUCUUAUAGUAGUUCCUAUAAAACUUAUUUUGUUUAAGUGACUUUAUUUUAUUUUAAUGCUUCUUUUGGUCAUCUUUUUUAUUACUGAAAAUAGCAUUAUCAUGAUUAUCACAAAAUAAAUCACUAGAUUGGUGAAUUUCAUCUACACUUUUGUAAAGUAGUUUAUCAAUUUUCAAUCAAAUAAUGUGAUCUGUAUUAUCUUAUCUAGU
Schistosoma turkestanicum is the source of this 1742-nucleotide messenger RNA. The record is from the annotation of a GenBank genome assembly. NCBI's taxonomy places the organism in Eukaryota, Metazoa, Platyhelminthes, Trematoda, Strigeidida, Schistosomatidae.